UCUGGUUUAGUUCAAAAUCAAGUUGUAAGCUGUAAGCAUCUAAACGCCAAAUAAAAAAGCAUUGUUGGAGCGUCGCGCGUAGCGAUUUUUUCUUUUGUUAAAAAAUAAGAGUAAAAAAUAACGGCGAAAACUUUUUUGUUGUUUUUAUUCAAUUAAAAAUAAGAAGUGAAAUUUUGUAUUUACUGUGAAUAUUGUGUAUACUUAUGUACAUUUGUAUAUGUAAUUAAUAUUUGAAAGGAGUUGAGAAAUUUUUUUUCAGUAGAGUGAAAUCUUCUGCACACAAAAAAGAAAAGUUUUUAUUUUAUUUUUUAUUUAAAUUUCAAUUUUAAAAAGUGAUAAACAUUUUAAUAACAAAGAAAAAAGGGGAUUAAUAUAUACCGUUAAUUUGUGGUGAAAGGAGGCCAACAAAAUUGCAUUCAACAAAAGCAGUGAUAACAGAAUAGCUAUCAUUAUAUAUUGAAACUAAAAAUAAAGAACAUGGCGAAAGAUUAUUCUUUUUCCGUUAUUGCUUGUGGUUUACUUUUAUUAGCAGCAACAACUGUAGAUGCACAAUAUUUCGAUGACGCAGAUUUUUCAAUUGAAUCAAGAAAUGUUGAUGGUAGCCUAGGAAAUAGUGGUAAUAUUGAUGAACCAACAAUUGCAGUGGCUACUGUAACAAAUGAUAACGCAAAACCAGAAGGUACAUCAUCUGAAGAAGAUCGUGAACCAUUUGAAGUUGAUGUUAUAACAUCCGAUGUUCCUCAUAAACCAGAUUCAAAUUUCUUCUUCCAUCAUACAAUACCUAUUUUUGAAAGUCAUCCAUUCUUUUCGAACUUUGCUGGAUUCGCUGGUUUUGGUGAUAAACGAAGAGAGCCAUGGUGGAAAGGACCAAAUGUUUGUACUGAUCGUGCCGAAGAGGAACAAAACAAUGACGCUGAAACUAAUACCAGUAAAAAAGACGAUAGCGAUGAAGAAUCAGUUUCACUUGAUGUAACUCGCCAAUUAUUUGGUGCAUUCCAAUUUAGUUUCAAUUCAUGUGUUGAAAAACCGCAUAAGCAUGUCUGCAAACAAGUAUAUAAUAAAAAUGGAAAGAAGAAGACAGUAACAAUUAGCAGACAAUGUUGUCACGGUUAUGGACGUCCUAGAAAUGCUGAUUUAACAACACCAUGUGAAAAAAUUGAUCUUAAACCAUUAAUGGAAACAGCUGAAGAAAUGGGUGCAAAAGAAUUCAUUAGAAGUGCUAAAAACAAUGGUUUAGAUGAAAAAUUAUCAUCAAAUGUAACAUUAUUUUUACCAACCGAUUCUGCUUUCACAGAGUUCUCUGAACAAAUGUUUGAAAAUAAUUUAGUUGUGUUACCAAUGACACGUGCACGUCGCGCUGUAGCAAGUGAUCCUGCAACCGGUUUUACAUCAAAAGAUUUGGCAUUGAAUCAUAUGGUAGAUGGCUGGGUAGAUAUGAAUGAUGUUCAUAAUGAAGAUAUUCUUCAAACAAAUUAUGAGAAUGCCACAAUACGUAUUAAUAUUUUCCCAAAACCACCUAGUAGCCGCGUAGAAUCAAGAUUCCGUUACACUGCUAACUGUGCUCCAAUCGUUAAAGCAAAUAAAUAUACAUCAAAUGGAAUGGUACAUGUUGUUGAUCGUGUUUUACCACCAGUUAAUAUGAACUUGAUGGAUAUUAUUAAACAACGCGAUGAUAUGACAAUAUUACGUUCAAUAUUAGAAAAAUCUAAUAUGAACAAAUUGUUGGAAGGUGAUAAACCAUUGACUGUUUUUGCGCCAACUGAUAAAGCAUUCCAAAAAUUAGAUCAACAUUUGAGACGUACAUUGAAAGAAGGAAAAGGAUGUGCUAAAAAUAUCUUAAAAAAUCAUAUAUUGGACUUGACAUUCUGUUCAGUUGCUGUUGUACCAGAUGCAAAAACAACUGCUUACAAUAUGCUCUCUGAACCAAUGAUAUUCGAACGUAUUAAUCCAAAAGAUGAAAAAACAGAUGUUGCUAGUGAAGUUGCAGAUUUAACUGGUAUACAAAAUAUUAUGGUAAACGGUCAAGCUAAAGUUAUUGAAAGUGAUAUUAUGGGUACUAAUGGUGUAUUACAUGUUGUUGAUACAAUAAUGCCAACAGAAUCUGCCUUACCCAUAACAUCUUUAAUGGAGAAAAAAAAUUUGACAAUAUUUGAACAAUUGGUUGAAGCAUCAAAUUUACAAAACGAAUUCGACGAUAUGAGUAACGUGACAUUCUUUGUACCAAAUGAUAAAGCUUUUGAAAAUAAUGUAUGGAAGCAGAAACUAGAAGAAGAUCCAAAUAGCUUAAAAGAUAAUGAAGAGUUGAAAGAAUUCUUAAAUUAUCAUGUUGUUGAACCUAUGACUAAGACUUGCAAUUUAGCUGAAAAAAUGGUUGAUACCAAAUCUGGAAAAAAAUUACGUGUUAACUUAUACUCAACUCAUGCGCUUUUCACGAACGUUAUGAAUCGUGCUACUGUUAAUUGUGCUAGAUUAAUGCAUUUUGAUGAUGAAAGUUGUGGUUCUGUAUUGCAUCAAGUUGAUAAAGUUUUGACACCACCUAAAAUGAAUCUCUUACAAGAAUUAGAGUCAAAUCCAAAUUACAGUAAAUUCUUAGGAUUGAUUAAAUCAGCUAAUUUAACUCAUCUUUUGGAAGACGAACAAUCAGAAUACACUUUAUUAGUUCCUAAAAAUGAUGUUUUAGAAGAAACGGAAGACUGGCUUAAAACAAAAUUAGAAAAACCAAAUGAACUAGAAGAUAUGGUAAAAAAUCAUAUUGUUAAUGAUGUUGUAUGCUGUGCUGGUAUUAUUCCAACAAAUUGGCCAUUUGUUCGAACAAUUGAAACAAUAAAUGGUGGACAUUUACGUAUUAGCCGUGAUCGUCGCCCAAAAAUUGAGGAUGCUGGUGUUACAAAAUGUGAUAUUAUUUCAACAAAUGGUAUUAUGCAUGAAAUAAAUGAUGUUAUUAUUGCAAGAAAACCACAACAAACGACAAUUGUUCGACCAAACCGAUUCCCAAGCUUAGAAAAUUUUGGUGACUUGAUAUUCUAAAAAAAAAAAAUAAACUAAUAUGUAUCGUACAGUUCACAUAAAGAAAAUUAAGUAAUUAUACUAAGAAAAUAAACUCAUUUAGAAUUUAAAUGAAAUUGUUUGACAAAAAAUGGAAAGCUGAAAAAUAAAGUAUAAAACAUUAAAAAGUUUGCAGGUACAUUAAGUAAAAAACAAAAACUUCAUGUUUUUUUUUAGUUAUUAAGGCGAGUGAUAAAUUAUUAUUAAAAAUUCAAGAAAAGAAUUACAAAAUUGAAAUAAAAUUUAAACUUUUUUAAUUACUA
This is a messenger RNA of Condylostylus longicornis, 3308 nucleotides long. Its product is annotated as transforming growth factor-beta-induced protein ig-h3. NCBI's taxonomy places the organism in Eukaryota, Metazoa, Arthropoda, Insecta, Diptera, Dolichopodidae. Gene Ontology annotation, cellular component: extracellular matrix. The coding region runs from base 478 to 3027 and encodes 849 amino acids. Gene Ontology annotation, molecular function: cell adhesion molecule binding. The transcript has 8 exons. The record is from RefSeq and is a predicted model, not a curated record. Gene Ontology annotation, biological process: extracellular matrix organization; cell adhesion.